AUGGAAUUCGAGAGACCUCACUUCGAUGACCCCGCACUCACCAUCUUUUCUAGCCUUAUGAAACAACAUAAGGCCGAUACAAGUAUGGAGAUCCCAUGCCAUCCUUUGCUCGGUGAUCUCAGUGUGUAUCGGGAGCAUUCCGAUUGCGCAAGUAGUAGUUUGGUUGGAACGGCUUCUUCUCUGUGCAGAGCCGCAGAAGAUACCAGGGAAUCCUGUUUCCACAGUGAUAGCGACAGCGAUGUGGAUUCUUUUCCUGAUACGCCUAAUGGGUUGCAGGUCACGUCCAUAGUUGGUUGCCAUAUGUCUGACCUGAUGAUGUCAAGGGAGAAUGUUCUAAAACUUGACUGCCGUUAUAAAAAUCAACUAUCUGCCAUUCGCAAUGAAAGGGAUCAGGCCAUUGAUCGCUGGCGCCAGGAAAAUGUCAUAAAUCGGCGUCUGAUUGAAGCGUUGCAGUUUGAAAAGCAAAAGCUUGCCUCAGUGAAAAAAUACUUAAAGCUUUGCGUAUCCACUGAAAUCGUGCACAUUCCAGCGUGGCCUCCGUGUACUCCCCUUACUCCACCCCCAUCUGUCGGGAGAUCCACUGCGCCUAGCAAUGAGCACAUGUCUGAAGAUCAACAUAUCCGAUUUCUUUACGAUAACCCACUUUACCAGGGCUAUGAGCUUAAUGUUAACAUCCUCCUCCUUCGGGUGAAAACCCUUGUUGAGAAUAAUUACCCCGUCAAGGCUUUAACACUUAUCGAGGAGGCUCUUGAGAAAGCGAGCAAGCUCAACUAUACUCCUAUCUAUGCAAAAUGCUUGUACUGGAAAGGGAGGAUUUUAUAUUUAAAAGGCUGCCAAUCUGACGCUAUCAAGUUAUUCAGAGAUGCAAUGCCUUGCAUUGGAAUAUAUAAGGAAGGAGAAGAUCUUAAACGCUGGUUGCUGAAGCUCGACGAUUACCGUCACUCCUAUUGCGAUAAUCAAAGCGGAUCAGACGCAGAGAGCCCACUAUGCUCAAGGAGAAGAAAUUACAAAAACACCUGCGUGCCUGCUGCUGAGUUACCGUUAACUCCCUGA
Messenger RNA from Ophidiomyces ophidiicola, 1053 nucleotides. RefSeq lists its product as uncharacterized. NCBI's taxonomy places the organism in Eukaryota, Fungi, Ascomycota, Eurotiomycetes, Onygenales, Onygenaceae. The transcript has 2 exons. Bases 1 to 1053 code for a protein of 350 amino acids. Gene Ontology annotation, molecular function: protein binding. The record is from RefSeq and is a predicted model, not a curated record.